Meloidogyne enterolobii is the source of this 2148-nucleotide messenger RNA. The record is from the annotation of a GenBank genome assembly. NCBI's taxonomy places the organism in Eukaryota, Metazoa, Nematoda, Chromadorea, Rhabditida, Meloidogynidae.
AUGUCGUUGUUAUAUGAGCUUUGCGUUCAAAAAUUGGGUGUUUUAAUUGAAGAUUCUGAUCAGAAUUUGAAAUACCUGGGUCUUUUAGCAAUGGGAAGAAUACUUCAAACUCAUCCAAAAGCAGUACAAGCACAUAAAGAUAUUGUUUUGAGGUGUUUGGACGAUAAAGAUGAAAGUAUACGUUUACGAGCAUUGGAUUUAUUAUAUGGAAUGAUUUCAAAAAAGAAUAUUAUGGAAAUUGUUCGGAGAUUAAUGGAACAUUUGGAAUGUGCUGAGGGUUCUUUCUAUAGAGAUGAGUUGCUUCGACAAAUUGUUGCAAUAUGUUCUCAUGACAAUUACAAAUAUAUUACAAAUUUUGAAUGGUUUAUUUUUAGUUUCUUUUCUUCCUUUCUGACACGAGCAAUUAUUUUUAGGUAUAUAUCCGUUCUCGUUGAACUAACCAAAGUUGAGGGUACCAAAUAUGGUGUACUUAUUGCCGAACAACUCCAGGAUGUUGCAGUUCGUGUUCAAUCCGUCAGACAUUUUGCUGUUUCUCAAAUGGUUCUUCUAGUUCAAAAUGUUCAGCCUUUGUUACAGGGAAACAGUCCCACCCAACGUGCAAAUAUAGCGGAAGUAUUAUUAGCUGCUGCCUGGAUUUGUGGAGAAUAUGCCCAACAUGUAAACAAUGUCGAUAGUCUAUUAGAAGCGAUGAUUAGAGUCAAAUUGUCAAUGAUACCUGGUGCUUUGCUCAGUGUCUUUAUUCAAAAUAUGCUUAAACUUUAUGCUCUACAAUUAUGCAAAUUGGAGGCAGAGGAAGAUUGGGAUGGUGUUGAGACAUUGGACAAUUUAUUUUGCUCUAAACUACCAGAGUUUCAAUAUAUGGAUCAUUUAGAAGCUCAGGAAAGGUCAUGUAAUUUUCUUGCUUUGCUCAAAUAUGCUUCAACAAAACACGCUGAAAGAAUAAAAAUAGGUGCUAGUCUUGCCAGAUGUUUCGAGGAUGAACUUAAUCCAGUCGCACCAAAAGCACAACGACGAGUUCCUUUACCUGAAGGCUUAAACUUGGAUGAAUGGAUAAACGAACCUGAUACUUCGGAUAAUAAUGAAGAUGAAGAAGAAGAGGUUUCUAGCAUUGAGUCUGAUAAUGAGAUUAAUACCUCGCAUUAUGAACGUGAAAAUCUUCCACAGCAUGGUCGACAGGCAAAACAUUCAGCAGCUAAAAUAUACGAAAUAAAACAACAGUCUUAUGAUAUUGAUAUUUCUACUAAUGGAAUUGCUUCAACUUCCCAAAGUAAAAUUCAAAAAGAAUCGGAACAAAAACGUCGUCAAGUUGAGCAGUUGAACAACCCAUUCUAUGUUAAAGAUAAUCCGAAACAGAAGAGGGUUUCUAAAAAUGUUGAUUCAGCUAAUAAUGCUGUACGGACUCAACCGGCAAUCCGUAAAAUACAAAAUCCUCUGGAAAUUGAUGGUGUUGUUGGUCUGGACAAAUUUUUGAAGCAAAAAGAUUCUACUAUUCAUUGGAAGAAUUUGGAUAAGAAGAAAAAUGACAAGAAGAUAAAGAAGAAUACAAAAUCAAGUAAAAAUCAAAAUGGAAAGUUGUUCAAAACAAGCGAUGAUGAAAUAGAAGGAAAUACAGCAGAACAAAACCCUGAAGAGAAUAAUAAAAAUACAAUAUACAAAGGUGAUGGUGAAAUGCCAGAAGGAGCACUUUCAAGUUCUGAGGAGAAUGAGUUAACUGACAAUUUUCUAAAUAUUCAACUAGUUGAAGUUGAAGAAAAUGUAGAUGUUGACAACAAUAAAAGAAGCAGCAUUACAACAAUUAAAAGUAAUCCUAAUAAACGAAGGCGAAAAAUUAAAGAAGCAACAAUUAAUAAAGAUGGUUUGGAAUAUGAUGAAAAUAUAACAACAGCAACAACAACAACGUCAGAAAAAAAGAAAAAAUUAAAAAAGAAAAAGGUAAGCAAGAAGAAUGUUCAAGAAGAUAAACAACGAAAGAAAUUGACUACAACUAAAUUGGAUAAUGGAGAAGAAAAUGGUGCUGGUGUUGGACAAGAUAAUGCCACAGAUGAUGGGGUUGGUUUAUUAAAUUUAAAAAAAUAUUUGAAAAAUCUGGGGUAAUGAGAAUUUAUUUUUCUUAUUUUUAAGCAACUCAUUUCACUGGGAUGAGUGUGA